Messenger RNA from Pichia kudriavzevii, 2343 nucleotides. RefSeq lists its product as uncharacterized. Gene Ontology annotation, biological process: attachment of mitotic spindle microtubules to kinetochore. The coding region runs from base 1 to 2343 and encodes 780 amino acids. The transcript has a single exon. Gene Ontology annotation, cellular component: Ndc80 complex. NCBI's taxonomy places the organism in Eukaryota, Fungi, Ascomycota, Pichiomycetes, Pichiales, Pichiaceae. The record is from RefSeq and is a predicted model, not a curated record.
AUGAACAGGGAAAGGGCUAGGGAUAGCGGGACUGGGAAUGGAAGUCUUAUCGGUCCUGGAAAUACCAGCAGGUCUCGUCUUUUACAAAGACAAGACAGCUUUUUUUCUCCAAUUACAUCAUCGUAUUCACAGUCAGCUGUAAAUCGGAGAAUGUCGUUAUCCAAUCCAAAAAGUAUGGUGAGAUCCCCAGAAAAGCCAGAGAUGUCGAAUGAAAGGAAAAAAAGAAGGUUGAGUUUGGUGCCCAAUGGCAACAGCUUAAAAUUGGGGGCACCAAGACAUGCCAAUCAGACUCCGGCUUCCAAGCGUCAAUCACUUUUAAGCAACGCUAGCGCAUAUACAUUAAACAAUACAGGAACACAAGUAUCUAGUAGAAAGUCAACUAUACCCAACACACCAUCAUCUGCGAGAAACACACCCACAGGGAGAUCUGUCCAGAAUCUUGUUCAAAGUUCAAUCACAAGAUCGAACCUUCCUACCCGUCGCACAAAUAACAGACGUGAGUCUGUCCAACUCCCCUCAUCAAGUGGAAAUAUAACAACGUCUUCUUCAAACAGACUAUACAAUGGAAGAAAAUUGAGGGAUCCAAGGCCCCUCAAAAGUCAUAGGUUUAUUGAAAAUGCACAGAACGAACUAUAUGAAUACUUAUCAAGUAAUAAAUUUGAUAUCGACAUGAGAUGUCAGCUUUCAAUCAAAACGUUAUCACAACCCACUCAGAAAGACUUUGAGCUAAUAUUUCAAUGGCUGUACAAAAAGCUAGAUCCCGGCUACAAGUUCAGCAGACCUUCAGAAAACGAAUUUUAUACACUGCUGAAAUUUUUAGAGUACCCGUAUCUUGAAACAAUCACCAAGUCUCAAUUGAGUGCUGUUGGCUCAAACUGGCCUGCUUUUUUGGGAAUGCUUCAUUGGAUGCUAAGACUAGUUAAGGAUUCACUCAAGUUAGAUGAACUAGACAUUGAUUCGAUUCAGGACUCACAGUCCCAGUCCCAAUCCCAAUCCCAAUCACACAAUGCAUGUUCAGAUGAGAGGUUUGACGACUUAUUGAUCACCAGUGAGCAGUCCAUCUUAAACAAACUUUUUAUCAGUUAUGCUUUGAAAUCUUACAAGGCCUUUUUGGCUUUUGGGGAUGACGAUUAUUCAGAAUAUUUUGAUGAAAUGAAUAAUGAAUAUGCCGAAUAUGCUGAGGAAAUCAAAAGAAAAUGUUCAUUGAACAAAGAAUUGUACAAUAAUUUGAGAGAAACGUAUGAUAAUCUAGUCGAAAACUUGGAUCUUUAUGAUUUUCAACUAAAAAGGGGCGAAGCACUUAAAGUUGAUGUCACCAAUUUACAGAGGCAUAUCGAAAUGUUCAAGGAUCAUCAACAAAAAUGGCAGAAUACACUAGAUAAGCUCAAACUCGAUCUGCAAAAUGUCAAUGAAUCUAUCAAUAAUUCGAGGAGGGAAAAACAGAAUAUCAUUUCGGAUUUGGAAAGCAAAGGUUUGACAUUAAAAGAUAUCGAAGAUCUUCACAAUGAGAAGGAUAAACUCACAGAUAGCUUGAAUCAUAUAGAUCAAACUCAAAAAGAAAUUAAGAUAAAAAUUGAAGAGAAAAAUAAAGAGUUAAAGUCAUUAUUUUUUGAGACGGAAGCAAAAAUUAAUACUUAUAACCAAAUGAUCUAUAGGAUUUUUGGUUUUCUCAAUAUUCCUACGCUUCCGCAAUCAUCCGAAUAUAUAAUCAAUCAGAUAAACGACGGAUGUUUAAAAUCCAACUUAGGUUGCCCACCAAAUGAUAUUAUUCCUCAACUAUCAACGCUGCGUAGCCCACUUGAAAAUUUAAGACUUUCAAUUCAAACGAAUACUCGGUCUAAUCAAGAUUCUGCCUUCCAACUUCGUCAGCAGAUUGAUGAUUUGAAUCAUUCUGCUAUGAGAUUCACAAACCAACUAGAAACAUUGACAGAUGAUGUCUUAUUAUCAGACAAAAAGUAUGCGGAAGUUAGGGAGAGAUUAGAAGUCGACUCAAGUAGGAUGUUGCUAGAUAUCGAGGAAAGAGAAGAUGAAAUUAGAAACUUUACUUUGGAAAAAGAAAGGCAGAAAAUGCUAGUCGAAAGGAGUUGGAGAAAUACAGAAAAGGACUUUAAAGAAUUUGUUGAAAGGAUCAAGCAAAGAAGAACCAAUCUAUUUGUUGAUAUUACCAAAACACUUGAUGAUGUUGUCAAUUUCAAGUUCGAUAUUGGAACAGAGUUAGAAAAUAUUGUCAACGAAGUGAAUAACGAACUCAAAGAACAUGUAGAUUCAUCUAGCGUCAACCACAUAGAUAUAAAUAGGCAAGACAUAGCAGAGGAAGAAAAUGACAGGGAAGAGGAAACAUAA